GGGCCAUGGCUGCCUCUCCUGGCCCUGCCGGCAGUGGCGGCGCCGGAACACUCCUCAGCCCCGGCCCGUCGGGCUUUGCAUUCGACUCGGGACUAGAGAUCAAAACUCGUUCGGUGGAGCAGACACUGCUCCCGCUGGUUUCUCAGAUCACCACACUUAUUAAUCAUAAAGAUAAUACCAAAAAGUCUGAUAAAACUCUGCAAGCAAUUCAGCGUGUGGGACAAGCCGUCAACUUGGCAGUUGGAAGAUUUGUUAAAGUAGGGGAGGCCAUAGCCAAUGAAAACUGGGAUCUGAAAGAAGAAAUAACUAUUGCCUGUAUCGAAGCUAAGCAAGCAGGAGAAACAAUUGCAGCACUUACAGACAUAACCAGCUUGAAUCAUCCAGACUCUGAUGGCCAGAUCACCAUUUUCACAGACAAAACAGGAGUUGUCAAGGCUGCACGGUUACUUCUUUCUUCAGUGACAAAAGUGCUAUUACUGGCUGACCGUGUAGUCAUCAAGCAGAUAAUAACAUCAAGUAAUAAGGUUCUUGCAACGAUGGAAAGACUAGAGAAAGUGAAUAGUUUUCAAGAGUUUGUCCAAAUAUUCAGUCAGUUUGGAAAUGAGAUGGUGGAGUUUGCACAUCUGACAGGAGAUAGACAAAAUGAUUUGAAAGAUGAAAAGAAAAAGGCAAAAAUGGCCGCAGCUCGGGCAGUUCUUGAAAAAUGUACAAUGAUGCUUCUUACAGCUUCAAAGACAUGCCUCAGGCAUCCUAACUGUGAAUCAGCCCAUAAAAACAAAGAAGGGGUAUUUGAUCGAAUGAAGGUGGCGUUGGACAAAGUCAUUGAAAUUGUUACCGACUGUAAACCAAGUGGAGAGGCUGAUGUUUCAUCUGUCACGAUAUUUACUGGAAUUAAAGAACUGAAGAUGAAUAUUGAAGCUCUUCGGGAGAAUCUUUAUUUUCAGUCCAAAGAGAAUCUUUCUGCGAUGUUGGACGUUGUCCUGGAGCAGACAGAGGCCUUUACUGAUUCUGCAUACACCAGCCCUAAGCACAGGGAACGCAUCCUGGAACUGUCAACUCAGGCGACACUGGAACUACAGCAGUUAACAUCUGUGUGGAUUCAAGCUCAAAGCAAGAAAACAAAGAGCAUUGCUGAAGAGCUGGAACUCAGUAUACUGAAGAUCACUCACAACCUCAAUGAACUUAAGAAGGAACUUCAUAGCACAGCAACACAGCUGGCAGCAGAUCUUCUGAAGCACCAUGCCGAUCAUGUGGUUUUAAAAGCAUUAAAACUCACUGGAGUAGAAGGGAAUUUAGAAGCUUUGGCUGAAUAUGCCUGUAAACUCUCUGAACAGAAACAGCAGCUCAUUGAGACCUGCCGAUUGUUGAGACAUAUCUCUGGGACAGAACCUCUGGAAAUAACUUGUAUACACGCAGAGGAGACAUUUCAAGUGACUGGCCAACAGAUAAUUUCUGCCGCUGAAACAUUGACAUUACACCCAUCUAGUAAAAUUGCUAAAGAAAACCUUGAUGUGUUUUGUGAAGCUUGGGAAUCACAAAUUAGCGACAUGUCAGUACUGCUCAGAGAAAUCAGUGAUGUGUUUGAAGGAAGACGAGGAGAGAAGUAUGGCUACCUUUCACUUCCAAAGCCAAUGAAGAAUAAUGUCAACCUGAAGUCAUUAAAGACAGACAAACCAGAUUCUGAGGAACAAGCCAAGAUAGCAAAGCUUGGACUUAAACUGGGUUUGCUCACUUCUGAUGCGGACUGUGAAAUUGAGAAAUGGGAAGAUCAGGAGAAUGAGAUUGUUCGAUAUGGACGGAACAUGUCCCGUAUAGCCUAUUCUCUCUAUUUAUUCACUAGAGGAGAAGGGCCACUGAAAACAUCCCAAGAUUUACUUCAUCAGCUGGAGGCUUUUGCCACAGAGGGCUUAAAACUUGCUUCAAGUGUGCAAGCUUUCUCAAAACAGUUGAAAGAUGACGACAAGCUUAUGCUUCUCCUGGAAAUAAAUAAGCUAAUUCCUCUAUGCCACCAGCUGCAAACAAUAACUAAGACCCCAUCGCCGAGUAAAGUGUUUCUAAAGGUUGACAAAUGUGUAACAAAGGCAAGAUCCAUGAUGGCCAUCUUGAUCCAGCUUCUCUCACUGUGCUAUAAACUGAAGAAGAAACUAAUUAACUCUUUCCAACUCCAGGUGGAAAGCAGAUGGGUCUCAGUUACUAAUAAAGACCCCAUGGAUGGCAGAAGUUGA
Molecule: messenger RNA, 2225 nt
Organism: Elephantulus edwardii (Cape elephant shrew)
Lineage: Eukaryota; Metazoa; Chordata; Mammalia; Macroscelidea; Macroscelididae
Gene: CTNNAL1
Product: catenin (cadherin-associated protein), alpha-like 1
Exons: 19
Coding region: 6-2225 (739 amino acids)
Biological process (GO): cell adhesion; Rho protein signal transduction
Molecular function (GO): actin filament binding; cadherin binding
Source: RefSeq, a predicted model, not a curated record